Molecule: messenger RNA, 168 nt
Organism: Dibothriocephalus latus
Lineage: Eukaryota; Metazoa; Platyhelminthes; Cestoda; Diphyllobothriidea; Diphyllobothriidae
Source: the annotation of a GenBank genome assembly
AUGAAACUUCUUCUGACUGUGCUGCUUCUCGGACUUCUGCUGCAAGUAACCCUGGCGAAGAAGAAACCUGAAGAGAAGGAGGAGGAGGAUGAGACGAAGGAGGUGAGUGCGGCGAAGGAGGAGAAGGAGGGUGCAGUGUCUCCGGCCUGUGGCGGUUGGUGGGGAGGC